Molecule: messenger RNA, 3160 nt
Organism: Oncorhynchus mykiss (rainbow trout)
Lineage: Eukaryota; Metazoa; Chordata; Actinopteri; Salmoniformes; Salmonidae
Source: RefSeq, a predicted model, not a curated record
GUGAAUAGCUCGAGCGUUGGUUUAUUUUCCUCGUUGACUUGUGGCUCUAUAGACCGUAAAAUUCCCAAAUUACAGAUGGAGUUGAAUACGUUUCUUACUCAGCGGUUAACAGCGGCCGCUGUGGAGAUAUCGGCUGUCUUUGAAAAAAAGAUUGUCGAGUACCAGGUAGAAAUCUCCCGUUCGAAGGAGGAGAACAAACGUCUACAGCGGCUGUUGGAUUUGGUUUUCCACCCGGAAAUCAAGUUACAUCGAGCAGACUCCCAGCAGCUCUCUCUUCCUGCCUCUGAAGAGGAGGUUCCUCCUGAACAGCAGCACUGUGAGCAGGAGAGUAGCCCCCGUCAGUGGCAGGAGGACCCAGAGCCCACACAGAUUAAAGAGGAACAGGAGGAAGUCAGGACCAGUCAAGAGGAGGACCAGCCUCAAGGGCUGGAACCUGAUACCAAAGACGUCUUAAUCCCUGCCUGUGUGAAAAGUGACUAUGAACAGGACCCACCUCUGCCCUCACAUCUUGACCAAACCUUGGAGAACAGAGAGAGGGACUCUCUACCCACCAACACAACUGAACAGAUCAAAACAGAACCUGAUGGAGAGGAUUACAGCAUAUCAGAACCAACCACGGACUCUCAGCUCCUCUCUGAAGCCCAGGUAGAAAACAUAGACGAACGUGUUGAUAGGAUGGAGAGACCCAUUCCCCCUCCCUUCUCUCCAGACUCCCAGCAGCCCUCUCUCCCUGUCUCUAAAGAGGAGGUUCCCCCAGAGCAGCAGGAGAGAAGCCCCAGGCUAGGUCUGGAGGAACCAGAGCCCACAAAACAAGAGGAACUCUGGACGAAUCAGGAGGAACAGCAGCUGGAAUCUGACAGCAGAGUAUCAGAACCAACCAGUGACUCUCAGCUCCUCUCUGCAGUAAAUCCAGACUGUUCUGCAGCUCAGAGUGAAAACAGAGUAUCAGAACCAACCAGUGACUCUCAGCUCCUCUCUGCAGUAAAUCCAGACUGUUCUGCAGCUCAGAGUGAAAACGGUAAAGUUCAUGAGAGUCCCAGCACUUCUUCAGAACAAGAUUCUAGUAACGUGGAAUCAAAUGAAGCAUCUAGUUUCUCUACCUGGAGUGAGGAAAACAUCUCCGUAACAGACAGCAACUCUUCAGACAGUAGCUCCUGCACUAAAGAAGACUCUGAGGCACGUAAACCAGCGAAGAGAACAUGCCAUUCUAGUGGUGUGUUGAAUGAACCAUCUGAUUUGUCCAACUUAUGUGAUGAAAACAACCCGGGGACUGAGAUCAGCCCUUCAGACGGCAACAAAGACAUGAACAUCCAAACAGACUCUGGGGCUCAUAAUCCAGCUAAGAGGAUAUGUCAGAGGGUGCAUGAUGUUGCCGUAGCAAGACGUGGGAGUGGAGAGAUGGCCUCCUGUUCCCGUCCCAAAGUGGCAGGAUCCACUCGAUGUUACACCCACUGCUUGCACUGUCAAGGUCUGUACAUUCGAAAGUCACUACGGAAGCAUGUCAGAUACUGCCCUCUGAACCCCAAAGCUGAAGAACCAAAACCUGGACCAAAGAUGAGGAUUCAGUCAGCAAUGGCGUUCAAGAUGCGUCCUCAACCCGACUACGUCAGCACAGGUCUUUGGAAGAUAGUUUGUGGUAUGAACUCCGACCGAGUUUCAUUUGUGGUUAGAAAUGACAAAUGUAUCCUCCUCAUGGGAGAGGAGCUGUACAACAAACUACAGCCAGAUGACAGAAGAAACCAAUACAUUCAACGAAGAAUGAGAGAGGUGGCAAGACUCCUCAUCACGGCCAGGACGUGUACACCUCUGAUGUGCUUUGAGGACUUGGUCAUACCUAGUAAUUUACCUCACGUCAUCACGGCAGUGAGAGCUGUUGCUGGCUACAACGAGGAGAACAAAACGUACGACCGUCCGACCCUGGCUGUUCAAAUGGGAUACAACUUAAUGAACAUUGGCAGCGCUGUGGAAUCCUGUGCACUGACGUCAGGACGACACAAAGUCGCAGAGUCUGCUGGCAAAUUCAAAAGUUUCAAGUGGAAUGAGGUUGUUUUGGCUGGAGCACUGUCCACUCUCAGUGAACCCCAAAAUAAAUGCGCCCAGCCGGCCCGUCGCACAGGCGCCCAGCCGGCCCGUCGCACAGGCGCCCAUCCGGCCUGUCUCCCAGCUGAGCCGGCGCCCAGCCAACCCAAAGCAACAUUGUGAGAUUAAAGUGGAUCGUUGAUGAGGUAGCAGCAGUAGAGAAACGCAUGAUGCCGUUCAUAAAGAGUGGCCAAGUUCCUGGAAAGAAGGACUGCCUCAAAUGCCUCCAGUCAGAACCUGUGGCGCUCAAAAGCAGAAACUGGUCGGGCAUUAAGUUCUAUGCAACUAGAAUCAAACAGAGACAGAGUACUGCAGCAAACUUGGGAGACCGCGGCCCUGACGGGUACUUCAAAUCAGGUCCAGAGACUGUCAACGCAACACCUUAGCCAUUGCGUUUCCCAGUCAGACUUCGAACCAGCCAGGGAUUUGAACCAGCAACUUUGUGUGUGGUGGUGGGGGGGUUACAGGUACCAAUAUUUAAAUUCAUAUUCUGUUCCUAUAUUUUAUAUUCAUUAGUUCACACAUUGUACCUGUGGGUUGCCACUAAAAACAUUGAAGAAGAAAUUAACUUCGCCAUUUCCUGGUUGGUAAAAUUCUAACAGUAAACCUAAUUUCAGUUUGUGACAAAACCAGCCAGUAUAGUGUAGAGGAUCAUGGUCCGUCUAAACCGCUGUGAAAUAUAUUUUCCAUAAACAAAAAUAUUGUAUUUUUUUCGUCUGUUUUGAAGCUGGUGUACGAAACUUAAGAACGGGAAGCAUAGAAAUAGGGCACAUAGAACAGAUCUACCGGCUUCCUAGACUUGCUUUCAGUGAGAGUGACAGAUCUAUAACUGUAAGUAGAGACGGAGUCCUCCAUCGGGAUCUUGAGAGGCAGUAGGGCUUAUUUGGUUUCGAUGCAUUUUUUGUAAUUUGAGAUUAAACUGAAUUUUUAUCUAUGAUCUUCAAUGCAUUUGGGAGCAAUAGAGAUACAUUGUCUAGAUAUAGUACAAUAUCGUCUGCGUAUUGGUGUUAUUUUAUUUGAUUGAUGAAUGGCCUGGGCCAGGGGGUUCCCAUGGAUAAUAAAAUAACAAAGGAGAAAUUGA